AUGGAGGCCCAAAGAGCUAAACGCAGGCGUGUUUACUCUCUUGAACCAAGCAAAAUAGUACAGUCUAUAUUUACUAGGAAUUAUUUGAACUAUUUAGUUCCAGCAUUGAUGAAGAUAAAGGAAAAGAGUUCUAUAGAAGAUAACGGCCAUUGUGAUAUUAACAAUGCUGUUAAGUAUGAAGUGGACAUGGCAAUGGUGCUGUCAGCCCAAGGUUUUGCAUGGAGCAAUGGCCUUAACGUGAAGCUCCAAAGGGAUCAUGUCAAUGCAGUUAAGAACACUAGCUUUGUUGAAUCAAAUGAGGCUGGUACAGGAGGUUAUGACCAAAAUGAAAAUGUUCCACUGGGUUUCUCUUCAAACCCUAGCACAAAGUCCCAGGUGGAAAUUUUGGGGAGCAAGUGUGAAUCCAAGGACAUGCCAGAAGUUAAAAGGGAUUUAGCCGAAGAAAAAGAUGAUGAUGAUAAAGAUGAGGACAUCAACACCAAGUUGAAGAGGUUGAGAAGGUUGAUACCUGGAGGGGCAGAAAAAAUGUGUGAUGAACAAAUGGUUGCAGAGCUUGAGAGUUAUGUAAGCUGUUUGCAAAUGCAGGUGAAUGUUCUUCAGUGCCUUCUGGCAGAAACGCGUUAA
Abrus precatorius (Indian licorice) is the source of this 624-nucleotide messenger RNA. RefSeq names its product transcription factor bHLH146-like. Gene Ontology annotation, biological process: regulation of DNA-templated transcription. NCBI's taxonomy places the organism in Eukaryota, Viridiplantae, Streptophyta, Magnoliopsida, Fabales, Fabaceae. The record is from RefSeq and is a predicted model, not a curated record. The transcript has a single exon. The coding region runs from base 1 to 624 and encodes 207 amino acids.